Messenger RNA from Lolium rigidum, 723 nucleotides. RefSeq lists its product as uncharacterized. Bases 29 to 394 code for a protein of 121 amino acids. Gene Ontology annotation, molecular function: protein-disulfide reductase activity. The transcript has 6 exons. The record is from RefSeq and is a predicted model, not a curated record. Lineage: Eukaryota; Viridiplantae; Streptophyta; Magnoliopsida; Poales; Poaceae.
ACUAACUCUAGUGUUUUGACAGGUAAACAUGCUGAGGGAAAGGAACAAAUCCUAUGGAACUAUAAAUUUUGUUGACAUCAGCUCGAAAGAUUACUCCCCGGAGGACAACCAGGGUCUCGAUUAUGAAACUGCCAUGGGGAGGAUACAUGCCAUUGUUUCAGAUGGAACUAUCGUCACAGAUGUUGAGGCAUUUAGACGGCUUUACGAGGAAGUGGGACUUGGAUGGGUUUAUGCAGUUACUAAGUAUGAACCUGUGGCUACCAUAGCAAAUGCAGUAUAUGGCGUAUGGGCCAAAUACCGCAUGGAAGUUACAGGCCGUCCUCCACUGGAGGAAGUUUUUGCAGCUCGGAGACAAGCGGGCGAAUGUAAAGAUGAUAAAUCAUGCAAGAUGUGAGCAGCAAAUCGCCCAUCUUCUCCACUCUACAUAUUCUUACUUCAGCACAUGUUUAGAUAGACACACAUACAUAGCUAGUCUUACGUCCAAAUGAUUCCGAGAUUGAUGAUAUGAUGUUGUUCUGUGUUUGAGGGUAGUAAAUAAUUCCAUGGUCACUACACUGAUUCUAUUGGAAAGACAAACAACUUUAAGCAAGUUUAGUUGUGUCCAGGAUGUCUUUGGUUCUGCAGUGAGCUUGUUGGUUCCUUCAUACCGGCGAUCUUGUCCAUGUCUGACCAUCUAUGUUGGAAAGUAAAGUUUGUAUAUUUGAUAAAUAUUUAACUGUUUUA